Molecule: messenger RNA, 1729 nt
Organism: Amphiprion ocellaris (clown anemonefish)
Lineage: Eukaryota; Metazoa; Chordata; Actinopteri; Pomacentridae
Gene: irgq2
Product: immunity-related GTPase family, q2
Exons: 2
Coding region: 127-1266 (379 amino acids)
Cellular component (GO): membrane
Molecular function (GO): GTP binding
Source: RefSeq, a predicted model, not a curated record
AUGUUCCACUAGCUGGACAGACACCUUAAAUAGAUCAGUCUGACGCUGAUCAGAGCUGGAGAAGAAUCAGCAUUGAACAGCAAAGUAUUUCAACCAGAAGGCUGCUUCUGCUCGGUACGUUCAGCAAUGGCUGAUGUUUUCAGAGGCCUAAACCUGCUGGAAACUCUCAAAGAGUCAAUAGAGAGCAACAAGUUAGCAGACGUUAAGGAUGCAGUGGAAGAUCUCCUGAUCAGCAGGAUCAACUUGGCUGUGGUGGGAGACCGUGGAGAUGAAAAAGCCUUCUUCAUGAAUUCCCUCCGUGGCCUUGGGCCUGGAGAUGAGGGAGCAGCUCCUUCUCCAUCCCCUGCUGCCCCAGAGGAAGUGGCCGGCUACCCCAACCCAAAACACCCUGAUUUCCGCCUGUGGGACCUGCCGCCCGUUCCAACCACAUCGCCAUUUGAACCAGAGGGCUACAUGGAUAGAGUGAAGUUUCUCCGCUACAAUGCCGUCUUUAUGACAUUCACAGAGACACCCCAACCCAACAGUGUGGAGGUUUUCUUGGAGGCCCGUUCACUGCAGCGACAAACUGUGUACUUUAUUCUCCUGGCUCCUGUGAAAGACACAGAAAAGAGCCUGGAAGAAAGAAGGAAAGCCAGUCUGGACGUGCUGACAUCACAGGGUGUGGCACAGCCUAAAGUCUACCUGGUCACACCUUUAACCUUGGAGAAGUUUGACUUCCCUGGCCUGUUGGAGGACAUGGGGAAGGACCUUCCAGAGAUCCGAGCAAACGCCCUGCUCUUGGCUCUACCGACACUCACCGCAACCCUGGUCACCCAGAAAAAGGAUGCAUUCAAAGCACUAGUUUGGGCAGCUGCCUCUCUAUCUGGUGGCAUGUCUGCUAUCCCUGUUCCCCUGGUGGCCUCUAUGGUGGACUCAAGCAUAGCAGUGCGGAUCCUGACAAAAGCACAAUUAUCUCUGUGCCUGGAUGAUGAAUCGGUGGAACGACUGGCCCGGCAGCGUGGCAUAGAACCCGCACGACUUAAAGGGCUGCGGACUUGUGCACUUUCAGCGGAGGUCACUAAAGGCGAAGUGAAAAACCGUCUCACAGCGGCAGAGAAGGACUUGGCCACUGUUUCGUCGAAGCUGCUGGAGAUGGCAAUGCCGAGGCAUGCCCGCUCUGCCAGCUGCUCUUUCGCUGCCAUGCUGCAAGCGUUAAAUGGUGCUAUUGAUGAAAUGGCAGUUGAUGCUGAGAAGGUAGUGUCUGCUGCUCUUGAAGAGAGGAAAUGAUUAAAUAUUUUUCUCUUUGUGUGACAUUUCCUGUUGAGGUGUGGUACUCUUUGUAUGCUUUGGAAUAUAAGAAACACACGGUUCAUACGAUAUUUCCAAAUCUUUUGAUACAGUAUGUUUUCACUCUUAGUACUCAUGAACACUGUAAAUAUUGUGCAGACAUAAAUCCUGCAAAUAAAUGCCAAGUACUCUACAUUACUCUUCGCCUCACAUACCCUGAAUGCAAAACUGUAGAUAGAGGAAGUGAGAGCAGAUUCAGCUACGUGCAUGCUGUACUUUUGCUGAAAAAAAACUACUUGAUCACUUUCAUCAGUGCAGCUCAAGACUGUGCGUUCUGACUUGCAUAGGCAUGCAAAUUCUAGAAUAAUUUAAGUCAACUGUGAAAACUUCCCUUUUUUAAACUUUACUGUUUCUUAAGAAGGAAUACUGAGUUGCAUGUCCUGCUAUAAGUGAAUCCUCUGAG